AUGGAAGAAGAGGGUACUCCCACUGUAAGUUUAGUAUCAUGUAUGCACUUUGUGAGACGUGGAAUAGCGAAAUCAGUGCCAGAAAAGAUUGAACUGACAGAAAAUGAAUUAGAAAAAAUUAUAAAGCAGACUGCUGAAGACCUUCGUUUAACAGAAGCAGGAGAUGACCAAAGUGGCGAAGAAGAUGAAGCUGCACCGAGUAUAAGGGAGCCUCCAGCAAACCCCAAUGAUGAGUUUGAUUUUGAACAUUACGACCAAGAAGAUUCAAGUAACCCCGUCGGUAUAGGUACUAUAGCAACUCUACCAAACUUAGGUGAUCUCAGUGAAAACAUACAAAUCAGAACAGAAGGUCCAGAUAGUGAUGAAGAAGAUGACAUCAUUAAGCCCGACGACAACUUAUUACUUGUGGGACAUGUCGAAACAGAUGCCAGUGUCUUAGAAGUAUAUAUUUUCAACAAAGAAGAGGGUUCAUUCUAUGUUCAUCAUGAUAUAAUCCUGCCGUGGUUCCCGCUGUGUAUAGAGUGGCUCAGUCAUGACCCUUCAGAUCCACAACCAGGCAAUCUGUGCGCUCUCGGUGGUAUGGACCCAGUGAUACAAGUGUGGGAUUUGGACAUUGAAAACUGUUUGGAACCGGCUUUCAAGCUCGGCAGGAAACCGAAUAAGAAGAAAAAAACAAAAAGAAUUGGUCACAAAGACGCUGUUCUGGAUCUGUCUUGGAAUACGAACUUUUCUCACGUUUUAGCGAGUGGCUCCGCAGACAACACUGUUCUGUUGUGGGAUCUCGAUCAAGGCUUACCACACACUAAACUAACCUAUUUUGAAGACAAAGUUCAGUCCCUAUCGUUCCACCCUCUUGAAGCCCAGACCCUUUUAUCUGGUUGUUGUGAUGGUCGCGCGCGUGUGUCUGACUGUCGCGACGAAGCAGCCUACCGUACUUGGAGCCUUCCCACUGAGAUAGAAAGAGUGCACUGGGAUAGGAAUCAGCCGUUCUGCUUCGCGAUGAGCAAUAAUAUCGGUAAAGUAGCGUACGUGGACGUCAGACAGGAAGAACCGUUGUGGACCAUUGACGCGCAUCAGAAAGAAGUCACAGGUCUCAUUUUAAGUGAAAAGGUCCCAGGGUUGAUGAUAACUGUCGGUUCGGAUGAAAAACUCAAAUGCUGGGAUAUUACCGGUCCCACACCCCUACAAAUCAGUGAGCGCACCAACAGGGUAGGGCAGGCUCUAUGCGCCGCUCAGUGUCCCGAGGCUCCGUUCGCCGUAGCGGUGGGCGGAGACAACAAGGAGUGCUACAUCGAGAUGGUGGAUCUCACUAAUAAUGAUGAAGGUACUCGUAGCACUUAG
Messenger RNA from Danaus chrysippus (African queen), 1341 nucleotides. Lineage: Eukaryota; Metazoa; Arthropoda; Insecta; Lepidoptera; Nymphalidae. The record is from the annotation of a GenBank genome assembly.